UGGCUUUAAAGGGGUGUUGGUUGGCGGAGGAGAGGUAGCACACAGGUCGCGUUUAGCCGCAAAAGAACACUACGUACGCUCGUCUCGUCUGCCUCUUUUCUCUUUUUUUGUUUUUGUGUGUGUGUGUGUUUGGAUAGUUGACGCCUCGUUGUUGUUGUUGCGAGAAGCGAGAAGAAGCCGAGCAUCCUGCAUCCCGCCUGCAGCGAUGGGAGAAGCUGAGACGCGGCAGAAAUUGCUGCGCAAUGUGAAGAAAGAGGUGAAACAGAUCAUGGAGGAGGCGGUGACCAGGAAGUUCGUGCACGCCGACAGCAGCCACAUCAUCUCCUUCUGUGCCGUGGUGGAGGCCUGUGUGCUGCAUGGACUCAAGCGGCGCAUCGCGGGGCUGCUGUGCAGUAACAAGGUCGCGGCGCUCUUCAUGAAGGUGGCAAAGAGCUGCUCGCCCGCUGAGCAACUUUGUCACAAGGUCCAAGAGCUGGAGCGCCUCAUAGAAAACAGCAAACAGAACAACUCUUCGCAGAGCAACAAGCGCAGUCGGCAGUCCAAGUUGAACAACCUCCCCCCUCAAGCGCUCAAACACUUGUGGAUACGAACUGCUCUGCUGGAGAAGCUGCUGGACAAGAUCGUCUUGUAUUUAGUGGAGAACUGCAGUACGUUCUAUGAGAAAGAAGCCAUGCUGAUGGACCCUGUGGAUGGGCCCAUUCUUGCGUCCCUAUUGGUUGGUCCUUGUGCUUUGGAGUACACCAAAGUCAAGACAGCAGACCACUUCUGGACCGACCCGUCUGCUGACGAACUGGUCCAGAGGCACCGCAUCCACAGCGGCCACUGUCGACAAGACUCUCCCUCAAGAAGACCAGCCCUGAUCCAGAAGAGACAGUCCAGUGGAAGCAUGGACGAUCGCCCUCUGGUGUGGGCGAGAGAGUAUGUGGAAUCUCUCCACCAGAACUCCAGAGCCACUUUGCUGUUCGGCAAGAACAAUGUUCUGGUGCAGCCGAGGGACGACAUGGAGGCCAUCCCGGGCUACUUGUCUCUGCACCAAACCGCAGAUCUGAUGACACUUAAAUGGACACCAAAUCAGCUGAUGAACGGCAAUGUCGGGGAGUUGGAUUCUGAGAGGAGUGUCUACUGGGACUACGCCAUGACAAUUCGCUUGGAGGAGAUUGUGUAUCUACACUGUCAUCAGCAAGUGAACAGCGGCGGAACAGUGGUUUUGGUGAGCCAGGACGGUAUCCAGAGACCCCCUUUACACUUCCCUAAGGGGGGCCACCUGCUUCAAUUUCUCACCUGCCUGGAGACUGGCCUGCUACCUCACGGCCAGUUGGACCCGCCGCUCUGGAAUCAGAGAGGGAAGGUCAGCAUGAAUGCAGGACAUUUCCUAUUUGACCUUGUGUAUCAAGAGUGUGUUUUUGUCUUUCAUGCACAGGGAAAGGUUUUCCCCAAAUUGCGUAGGAGGAGCCCACAUGGGUCAUGUGACUCGGUGUCUGAUAAAGAGGAUGAGGAAGCCACCGAUUAUGUGUUCCGGAUCCUGUUUCCUGGGAAUCAAAUGGAGUUCAUGGCUUUAGAGCUGAUGGACCAGGGUAUGACCAUGUGGCAACCAACCGCCAGGAAGUCAUCCUGCUCCUCCUGCUCACAGAAUGGAUCAUCUGACGGCUCUCUGCCUAAUGGCUGCAAUCAAGAACGGGCUCCUCUAAAGCUUCUUUGCGACACCAUGAAGUACCAGAUCAUCUCACGGGCUUUCUACGGAUGGCUGGCGUACUGCCGCCAUCUGUCCACAGUUCGCACCCACCUCUCGGCUCUGGUCAACACCACUAUCGUCGUCCCCGAUGUGCCUUCGGAUGCCCAAGGAGGCCUCUCUGUGGACGUCUGGGCCAAGUUCCUCCACGACAGCUCUGCCUACGAGGAACAUGAGAUACACAGGCUUGUGUAUUUUGGCGGUGUGGCACCUUCUCUACGCAAAGAGGUGUGGCCCUUCCUGUUGGGACACUACAAGUUUACAAUGAGUGAGAAGUGCAGGAUGGAGACUGACCAGCAGAUGCGCGCCUUGUACGAGCAGAACAUGAAGGAGUGGCAAGGUUGUGAGGACAUCGUGCGCCAAAGGGAGCGAGAGAAACACGUCGAGGCCCUCGCUAGAUGUUCGUCAGGCGCCAGCGUCGAGAGGGGGCCUGUCGAGCGGGACUCCACCAUCAGCACAGAUUCGUCGCUCAGCAGUAACUCAGAUCAACAAAAUGUGCAGUCACAGAGCGACUCCAGCAGUAGUGCACUGGUGUUCGUAUCGGUCGAUGCCGGCGAUCCGAUGGAGACGAGACCGGAAGAAAGUCAAAAGCAGCACAACAGUCCAAUUAAGGACAUCCCUGCUGGUCCUGUUAGCUCCAGCAACCGAUCCGACCCUACAGGUUCAACGGAGCCAGUGAUUGGAUCUUCUCAGCAGUCAAUGGACACAUCAGACGUCUUCAACGUACAAUCUGUGGAUGAAUCACUGCCAGACAGUGAAAAUAUUCUAGACUCAAGGGCAAAGGACGGCUUCUUAGGGAUUGAAAGGAUGGAGACUGAAAGUGACGGGGGUGAGGAUUCUGGAAACACAAUGAAACUAAAGUGCUCUGACGCUGAGAAGUCCAAAAAUGCUAAUGAGAAAUCUGGUAUGGUAAAAAGUAUAAUUACAAAGAAGGAUGUAAGAUCUCCCCCAGGGAACACCAAUAUUAUCAAGCUGGAAACUGAGAUUCAGAACAAAUAUUUCCAAGCCCCUCCGAUGGGUCAGGCUUUAAAUUUUCAAGCACAAAAUACAAAAGAUCAGGACAGUAAGUCAGUUUCUCUGCUAACACCAGACGGAAUUCCACAAAUUGGGGCUGAACCAGAGUGUUUAGAAAAAGCAAUUUCAGUUGAGGCAAUGGAUUCUGUGUGUGAAGCCAGAAAAGUAUCAGACAUCCCAUUUGAGAAAGGCUCAAACUCACCUGUAAGGCAAGUCCUCAAUGCUCUCCAGUUGGCAUCCCGCGGGAGCCUUUCGCUGUCCUCCCACACCCGGCCGUCUCCGGACUCGGACGAUUCCCCCUCCGCCUUAGAGAUGGAGGACAUCCCUGCCGGGGUGACAUGUUUGAACCUGGAGGAAAUUAGCAUUAGGCCUUUGACUGCCCUUGCCGCCCCUCCGGCUUCGCUGGCUCGGAGAGGGAAGACAGCACCUGAGGACCUCGUCUUAGAUCACCAUCUGGACACAGCUUGCAACACCAGUCCUGAGGGCACGGACCUGGGACUUUCCGAAGAUGAGCCUGACACCGAAAAUGUGUUUACAGCACCUGAACCUGUAGAGGCCGCAGUAGAGUCUAAAUGUGACAAAUCCUUGGUGCACAAAACCUACUCUCAAGAAACACUGGACAUGUAUCUGAUCAACUUGCAUCGCAUCGACAAAGAUGUCCGACGGUGUGACAGAACCUAUUGGUACUUCACUCCCGAAAACCUGGACAAGCUGAGGAACAUCAUGUGCAGCUAUGUGUGGCAACAUCUGGACACGGGUUACGUGCAGGGCAUGUGCGAUAUACUGGCUCCCCUUCUGGUUAUUCUGGAUAACGAGGUGACGGCGUUCAGCUGCUUCACUGAACUGAUGAAAAGAAUGAACCUGAAUUUUCCUCAUGGGGGCGCCAUGGACUCACAUUUUGCCAACAUGCGUUCUCUGAUCCAGAUCCUGGACUCUGAACUGUUUGAACUGAUGCAACAAAACGGCGACUACACUCACUUCUACUUCUGCUACCGCUGGUUCCUACUGGACUUUAAAAGAGAAAUGGUCUAUGACGAUGUGUUCUCCGUUUGGGAAACCAUCUGGGCGGCGGCGUACACAACCUCUGAGCAUUUUGUGCUUUUCAUCGCAUUGGCGCUGGUGGAGAUGUACCGGGAUAUCAUCCUGGAAAACAACAUGGACUUCACGGACAUCAUCAAGUUCUUCAAUGAAAUGGCAGAUCAUCACGACGUCCCGCAGGUCCUGAUGAUGGCCCGAGACUUAGUCCAUAAAGUGCAAACACUUAUAGAAAACAAGUGAUCAGCGUACUCCCCUGUUUAGGUUGUUUUAAAGAUAAUGACACACACAAAAAGCUAAUGAAACAAUGAUCAAUAUAUACAGUUGCAAGAAAAAGUAUGUGAACCCUUUGGGAUCACUUGGAUUUCUGCAUAAAUUGGACAUUAAAUGUGUUCUGAUCUUCAUCUAAGUCACAACAAUAGACAAACAAAGUCUGCUUAAACUAAUACUGCACAAAAAAAAAAAAAUCGUCAUUUUUUUAUUGAACAGUGCAGGGUGGGAAAGUAUGUGAACCUUUGGAUUUAAUAACUGGUUGACUCUCCUUUGACAACAAUAACCUCAACCAAAUGUUCACUGUAAUUGCAGGUCAGACUUGCACUACGGUCUGAAGGAACUUUUGACCAUUCCUCUUUACAAAAGUGUUUCAGUGCAGCAAUAUUCUUUGGAUGUCUGGUGUGAAAUGCUCUCUUGAGGUCAUGCCACAGCACCUCAAUCGGGCUGAGGUCAGGAAUCUGACUGGGCCACUCCUGGAGUUCUGUUGAUUUACUUUUAUGCUUUGGGUCAUUGUCCUGUUGCAUCACCCAUCCUCUUUUGGGCUUCAGUUGGCAGACAGCUGCUUCUAAGUUUUUCUGUAAUAUGUUUUGAUACAAUUGGGAAUUAGUUUUCCCGUCGAUGACAGCAAUCCGUCCAGACCGAGACACCAAAGCAGCCCCAAACCAUGAUGCCUCCUCCACCAUAUUUCACUGUUGGGAGGAGGCUUUGAUGUUGGUGUACUGUGCCUUUUUUCCUCCACACAUAGCGUUGUGUUCCUCCCAAACAACUCAAUAUUGGUUUCAUUUGUCCACAGAAUAUUUUAUUAGUAGUGCUGUGGAACAUCUAGGUGCUCUUUUGCAAACUUCAAAGGGGGACCAAUAUUUUUCUUUGAUAGCGGUGGCUUCCUCCGUAGUGUCCCCCCAUUAACUCCACUCCUGUUCAAUGUUUUCCUUAUUGUUGGUGGGUCAACACAAAUGUUAGCAUGUGCCAGAGAUUUUUGUAGGUCUUUGACACUUGGAUUAUUUUUCCCUUCAUUGAGCAUUCUGCGCCAUGCUCUUGCGGUCACCGAGAGAGAGUAGCAACACUGCUGAACUUUCUCCAUUUGUAGACAGUCUGUCUUACCGUGGACAGAUGGACAUCAAGUCUUUUAGAGAUACUUUUGUAAUCCUUUCCAGCUUCAUGUAAGUCAACGAUUCUUGAUCAUAGGUUUUUAGAGAGCGCUUUUGUGCUAAGCAACUGUUCACAUCAGACAAGAUACUUUGUGAGAACAGUGAACUCAAAACUGGUGUUUUUUUAUAGGGCAGCUUUAACUAACACCUGUAAUCUCAUCACAUUGGUUGGACUCCAGGUUGGCGGACUCCUGGCUCCAAUUGACUUGGAAAAGUAAUAAGCUUAGGGGUUCAUAGUGUGAAGGUUUACACAUUGUGUUGAAAAAAAAAACAGGAAAACAUAACAUUUUAAGUGCAGUAUAAGUUUAAGAAGAUUGUUGUGACCUAAAUAUAGAUCAGAACUAAUUUAAUGCCCAAAUUGUGCAGAAAUCCAAGUAAUCCCAAUGAGUUCACAUACUUUUUCUUGCAACUGUAACUAAAAUGCAGUAACACAUGAGUGCAGCGGUUUAAAGUGGUUGCUUCUUUCUAUAAUUGGUGAGAUGCAAUUGAAGGGCGAGUAAAUGUAUUUUCCAAGCGGUGUUCACCUUGUGAAUGUACUUUCAUUGAAACUGCUUCAAGAUGUUAUUUUGCCUUAAAUAUUUUUUCAGGGAUACGGCAAAUGUCAGAUCAUUUAAUCACACCGCCGCAUUCAAUUGUUAGGAUUCAAAUUGGGUGCUGCUAAUGACCAAGAAAAUUGAUUAGUGUUGGCGUGUGUCCAAGUGGCUUGUGUAAUUCCUGGUGUGUUAGUCAAUAACCAUUAGGCUUGAUGCCUCCUAAGCCAUCUUAUUUCUGUCCCAAUCUUUUACAUCUUAACAAAAACCGUGUUGAACAUUUUUUCUGUGCAGUUACAUUUUGGUGCUCACCGACUCACUUUAGUGUGCUCAAACAAAGCGGAUUACUAGAUUUAUCACUAAACACAUAAAUCAGUGAACUCUGGGAUUUUUGUGUGAUGACUAAGACAAUGUGAUCUUGCUUUUUGAGGUCAAAUAUUUUGCAUUUUUAAAAGAGGUCAGUUCAGUGGUAUCUUAAGUUGGGUCUGUGAAUGUUGUCAUGUCAGGCUUUUAACCAAAUAGAUGUACACUAUAAAUGGUAAGGUUCAGGCAUCCAAAAGGGGUACAUUACAUCCAUGGGUAACACCAAAACCAUUUAAAAAUUUGCCAGUCAGUUACAACCCCUCAGUGUUUAAUUAUCACUGCUUUAAGUGUUCCCAGACGUUCCUCUGAAACAGGCCAGUGUUGUUUGUGAAUUGUCGUGCUGCUCUUUGUCAGAAGAUUAACCGUAUACAAUGUGAGAUCCAUUGUAAAAACAAAGCUAGCACAUAUGAAAUGCAAUACAAUGUCUAUAAAUGGGAUUCAUCUGAUUAUAAUGAAGAGAGUUGCUAAACAUAUUUAAUUGGAGACAUUUAUUUUUUUCCUGUCUUCUCAAAAAUGUAAGCUGUUAGAAUUAAUUUAUUGUGAAUUAAAAUAUUCUAUUUUGCA
This is a messenger RNA of Entelurus aequoreus (snake pipefish), 6656 nucleotides long. RefSeq names its product small G protein signaling modulator 1b (gene sgsm1b). The transcript has 24 exons. The coding region runs from base 206 to 4021 and encodes 1271 amino acids. The record is from RefSeq and is a predicted model, not a curated record. Gene Ontology annotation, biological process: activation of GTPase activity. NCBI's taxonomy places the organism in Eukaryota, Metazoa, Chordata, Actinopteri, Syngnathiformes, Syngnathidae. Gene Ontology annotation, molecular function: GTPase activator activity.